AUGUUUAAACUUCUCGUCGUAUUAGCAUUGGUUGCUGCCAUUCAAGGCCAACUUCCUGGUGGUUUCACAAAUCGUCCUGAACUCGUUGAUCAAGAAUCUACAGGUGCUUUGGUUCGAUUAGCAGUUCAAGAAUUAAAAGAUCAACAAAAUCUUUUUGUAUCACCAGUUAAAGUUCUCACUGUCGGCACUCAAGUUGUCGCCGGAAUGAACUAUCAUAUUGUUUUCACAGCUCGCUCAUUUUCAACAGCUGGUGUUCUUACAUGCACAGCUCGAGUUUAUCAACACUUCACUGGUGUUCAAACAGUUUCCUCAGUUGCUUGUGAUUCAAAAUUCUAA
Messenger RNA from Adineta steineri, 336 nucleotides. The record is from the annotation of a GenBank genome assembly. NCBI's taxonomy places the organism in Eukaryota, Metazoa, Rotifera, Eurotatoria, Adinetida, Adinetidae.